Molecule: messenger RNA, 2319 nt
Organism: Choloepus didactylus (southern two-toed sloth)
Lineage: Eukaryota; Metazoa; Chordata; Mammalia; Pilosa; Megalonychidae
Gene: GLMN
Product: glomulin, FKBP associated protein
Exons: 21
Coding region: 376-2199 (607 amino acids)
Cellular component (GO): cytoplasm
Molecular function (GO): ubiquitin-protein transferase inhibitor activity
Source: RefSeq, a predicted model, not a curated record
GGCGGAGCAGGCCGGCGCGGGGCGGCACCCGGAUUGCGGCCUGCGUGGCCGGAGAAGGUUGAGGAGGUCGCUGAGAAGGGCAAGAGGUCCGCCCGCGCGCGGCACUGAGGACCCUGCGGACCCCGCGCCCUUAUUGCAGGGCUGGGGUCAGGCUUUCCAACCGGGAGAAACGAUGACCUGCCGUACCGGAGCAGUGUUCUCUCGAAGGCCAUCAGUUGCCUUGUCUCCGUGCGAUUUAGAGAUUUCAGUGACUGGAUUGAUUAUUUGGGGGACUGCAGCUCCUAAAGAGAAAUACCCCCGCCACACUUGGGGUGGGGGUGGGAGCAUCCGAGUCUUCACCCCCUCUUGCAUCGAAACUAGGAAAAAUAACCAAGAAUGGCUGUGGAAGAACUUCAAUCCAUAAUAAGGAGAUGUCAAAUCCUAGAAGAGCAAAAUUUUAAAGAAGAAGAUUUUGGUCUGUUUCAGUUAGCAGGCCAAAGGUGUAUAGAUGAGGGAUAUACAGAUCAACUGUUAGAAAUUAUUCAAAAUGAAAAGAACAAGGCCAUCAUUAAGAAUAUGGGCUGGAAUCUUGUUGGUCCUGUUGUUCGAUGUCUUUUGUGGAAUAAUAAGGAAGAUGAUAAAAGAAAAGAUUAUUUUCUGAUGCUUAAUUUAUUGGUAAAGAUGGGGAGAGUGGCAGCUCUACAGUUAUGUAAUCCAAAGGAAUUAUUGUUGGGUUUGCUUGAACUGAUUGAAGAACCCUCUGGAAAGCAGAUAUCCCAAAUUAUUCUUCUUUUACUUCAGCCAUUACAGACAGUGAUUCAGAAACUUCAUAACAACAAGGCAUAUUCAGCUGGAUUAGCAUUGUCUACCCUUUGGAAUCAGCUGUCUCUUCUUCCUGUUCCAUACUCAAACGAACAAAUACAAACAGAUGACUACGGCCUUUGUCAGUGCUGUAAGGCCUUAAUAGAGUUCACUAAACCUUUUGUGGAAGAAGUCAUUGAUGACAAAGAAAACUCACUGCAAAAUGAAAAGUUAAAGGAUGAAUUACUGAAAUUUUGUUUCAAAAGCUUGAAAUACCCUUUGCUGACAGCACAAUUCCUCGAACAGCCUGAAGAAGCUGAAAAUGAUCCUUUAAGGUGUUUUGCAUCUGAAAUCAUAGGUUUUUUGUCAGCAAUGGGAGACCCUUUCCCCAAAAUGAUUUUUAAUCAUGGAAGGAAAAAGAGAACUUGGAAUUAUCUUGAAUUUGAGGAAGAAGAAAACAAACAAUUAGCAGACGCUAUGGCUUCUCUGGCAUAUCUAGUAUUUGUACUGGGCAUGGGUAUUGAUCAGCUUCCACUGGUGUUCAGCCCAUCGUACCUCUUGCAACUUAAUAUGGGGCAUGUUGAAGUCUUUUUGCAAAGAACAGAAGAGUCUGUUUUCUCCAAAGGAUUGAAUCUAUUGGAGAAUGGUUUAUUGAGAAUGGAAGACAACAGUCUACUUCAUCAGUAUUUAGAAAUCAAGAGUUUUCUUACUGUACCUCAGGGUUUAGUGAAAGUAAUGACACUUUGCCCCAUUGAGACGUUGAGGAAAAAGAGUUUAGCUGUGCUUCAGCUAUAUAUUAACAAGUUGGAUUCACAAGGCAAAUAUACAUUGUUUAGGUGCUUAUUGAAUACAAGUAAUCAUUCAGGUGUGGAAGCUUUUAUUAUUCAAAAUAUCAAAAAUCAAAUUGAUGUAUCAUUGAAGAGAACACCUAACAACAAAUGGUUUACAGGACCACAGCUGAUUUCCCUUCUAGAUUUGGUACUCUUUCUCCCAGAGGGUGCUGAAACAGAUUUACUGCAAAACUCAGAUAGGAUCAUGGCAUCAUUAAAUUUAUUGAGGUAUUUGGUUAUCAAAGAUAAUGAAAAUGACUGUCAUACUGGAUUAUGGACAGAACUUGGAAAGAUUGAGAAUAAUUUUUUAAAGCCACUCCAUACAGGACUUAAUAUGUCAAAAGCACACUAUGAAGCAGAAAUUAAAAAUAGCCAAGAAAAUAGCCAAGAAGUCCAGAAGUGUAAAGAUCUUUGCUCUGUAACAGUAGGUGGAGAGGAGAUCCCUAACAUGCCUCCUGAAAUGCAGCUUAAGGUACUACAUUCAGCUCUUUUUACAUUUGAUUUGAUUGAAAGUGUGCUGGCUCGAGUAGAAGAACUCAUUGAGAUAAAAACAAAGUCUACCUGUGAAGAAAAUAUUGGGAUAAAGUGAAGGUUCUACCUUCUAAAUAAAAACUAGUAAAAUAUUUUCCAUUAUGACUUACUUAAUACCUUUAUAAAACAUUGUCUAUAAAACAUUCCUGCUAGAAAAAUAAAUACAGCUUUUCUCAUU